GGUCGCAUUUGUCCAACAUGGCGGCGUCCAUGGCGAGUACCUGCUGUCACGUAUCGCGGCAUGGAGCGUGUAUUCUGCGUGGACGAACGAGCCUUCGCCUCACGCUCGGGUGUAAACUGCACUGUUCUUCGCCGGCACUCAACGGACUGCUCUAUUCUCUGAAUAAACGCGGUGUUCUGAAGGAGUCUUUCCCGGAAGACGCCGCGCAGGACCGGCUCCCUCGGUUGCUCCAGUCCGGCGCUCAGACCGCCUACUGCGGCUUCGACCCCACGGCCGACAGCCUCCACGUGGGCAACCUGCUCGCGAUCGUCGGCCUGCUGCACUUCCGGAGCGCCGGGCACCACGUCCUCGCCGUGCUCGGAGGGGCCACGGCGCUCAUCGGGGACCCGAGUGGGAAAACGAGCGAGCGAGAGCCGAUGUCUGCGGACGCCGUGGAGGCGAACACCCGCAGCAUCCGGGAGAGCAUCCAGAGGAUUUUCGCCAACCACGAGGUGUACGUGCGGGACGGUUCCACAAAACUGGGCACGUUGACUGUGCUGAACAACCUGAGCUGGUACAAGAACUGGGGGGCGGUGGACUUCCUGUCGGAGGCCGGACGCCACUUCAGGAUGGGCACCAUGCUCAGUCGCCACAGCGUGCAGUCCCGGCUGAAGAGCGCAGACGGUAUGAGCCUCACCGAGUUCACCUACCAGGUGUUCCAAGCCUAUGACUUCCACCACCUGAACCAAAUAUACGGCUGCAAGAUUCAGCUCGGGGGCACCGACCAGCUGGGCAAUUUGAUGUCUGGCCACGAGUACAUUCACAAAGUGAGCGGGGAGGAGGUGUACGGCCUCACCGUCCCGCUGGUGACCAGCUCCACCGGGGACAAGCUGGGGAAGACGGCCGGCAACGCAGUGUGGCUCAACAGAGACAAGACCUCUCCCUUUGAGCUCUACCAGUUCUUUCUCAGGCAGCCUGACGCCAGUGUGGAAAGGUACCUGAAGCUGUUCACCUUCCUGCCUCUGGCCGAGGUGGAGCGGCUGAUGGAGCAGCAGAGGGAGGACCCGGGGAAACGCCUCGCACACAAACGGCUGGCCGCAGAGGUGACCAAACUGGUGCACGGCAAGGAGGGCCUCGAGAGCGCAAAGAGAUGUACCAACGCACUGUACCACGACAGCGUGCAGGCCUUGGAGGAAAUGAGUGAUGAUGAGCUCCAGGAGCUCUUCAGGGAGGCGCCCUUCCACGAGCUGCUGUUGGAGCCGGGCACCACUGUGAUUGACGCCUGCCGCCGGGUCCACGCCAUCCCACAGGGACCCAGAGGGUAUCAGAUGGUUUCAGACGGAGCCGUGUGGAUCAACCACAGGCGGACGGACAAACCCGAGCAGCUGCUGAUCCCCAAACUGCAUAUCCUGUCGAAUGGCCUCUCCUUGCUCCGAGUGGGCAAGAGGAACUUCUACAUCAUCAAGUGGCUCGCUCUCUGAGGCUGUGUGCUCUCGCAAAAGGGACCAGUUUGACCUGUGACGGCCCUGCCGGAAAGGUAGGCCACUGGCAGGGGUCGGUGAGGAGACGUGGCUGGACUGACUUUUUUUUUUUUUUUAACAUAGUGUUUUUGGCGUUGCGAUUUGGCUAUGGUUGUCAAAUAUAAAUAUGUAAAUGUACAGAUGUGACGUUUAUUCAAAGCUAUGGUAUUAAAAGGCGCUUGAUAUACAGAUUGUCGCCUGCUGACUUUGUACCGCCGCAGAGAUCUCUGAAAGUGACCGCUAGAGGGCAGCAUUGACCCAGUCAAGGGUGGCGCUUACAGGCACCCACAGCUGCAGCACAUAUCCUGCUGUGACCCCAUCGGUGAAUAAUUGCCGACACUAAAUUAAAAUUGCAUAAUUUCUCGCAAAUAGUUUAUAGUUCUAUUUUAAGCAAAUCAUGUUUUGUUUUUUUCCCCCUCUUAUUUAUUGUGAAUAUAAGGCCAACAUCUGUCUUAGUGUGGCUGGGUUUUUUUCUGUCUUAGUGGUGGAAGGUGUAAAUUGUACCAGAAAGAAACGUACGAGGUUUUGGAUGAUUUCCGAAAUGAACUAAUCUGGCUUGUAGAUUAUUUUUUGAUUGCAUAAAUUUUAUAUUUCCAUUAGUGGAAUGUUUUUUUUCAAUACUCGCUUUGGUUUUCCACCACAGCACAAACUUCUCACUGUGGUGUAAAUAACCUAAUAACAUUCAGCAUGCAGGGCCUUUGUCUGUCAUUCUUAAUUUAGUCUUUCUGGAUUUUAUUUUAUUUGCAUUUGCAGACUUCUUAAAGUGAAGAUGUGCAUCACUCUCUAUUUAUUGUACAUCUGGUCAUCUCUUUUUCUCCUGGGGGCUGGUGGAGAUGAGGACAUGGUCUGCUGUGUGCUGACCUUGACUUGCACAUCUCAGCUCUAGGGAAUGGGUUGUAAUACCAUAUGGAUACACGUUUACCCAAUUUACAGAUUUAGUUUUCAGCCAAUGCUUGAUAGUUUUGACAUCGAGGCGGUAUACCAACUGGAACAGAAAGCCAACACCUUGAAGCAUCUAUUCGGAAAUGUAAUUUAUUUUAAAGAAAAAUAUUUAGAAGCAUUUACCUUUUUUAACCGAUUGAGAAAACCCCCUCCACACCCUAUUUUUCUAAAUCGUAAUGCAUAUUUUCUUGGCAGCCGUUUGACUUUUGUUUUUUAAUCUCUUUACAAAUAUAUAUAUUUAUAUUUUAUGAUUUUCUAUAUGUAUUAAAUUUGGUUGGGGUUUAAAGUAGAUGUAAUAAGGUGUAGUUCAUUAAAAUGUAAAACAAAGACAUGUUAAACUCUACCAUGAAAUGUACCUAGUUUUUUUUAUUUACAUUAUACAUGUCUGCCAGUUGACAUUAAAAUGCUAGCAAAGAUAAUGUUUUUCUUUAAGUUUACAGAAAUAAAUAAAAGUAAACUAAUGAACAUAUAUUUAUUGUUGGACAAAAUGCAAUGUGUUUAUGUGGGUGAAACAAUCCUUAAAGUAGUGAUGUACUGAAACUGUUCUGAGGACAGGCUGAAUGUUUCAAUUUAUUAUAUUUUCGUUGCCAAAACGGGUUUUAACUUUUGAAUAAAAACUCGUAUUUGGUGUAAUAUGCAGACGUGCUGGAUGUUGCAAGCCUGCCGCAACUAGCUAGUCCACCUUAAGAGAAGUAGGCGGGU
This is a messenger RNA of Cyclopterus lumpus (lumpfish), 3143 nucleotides long. It is a transcript of the gene yars2, whose product is annotated as tyrosyl-tRNA synthetase 2, mitochondrial. Lineage: Eukaryota; Metazoa; Chordata; Actinopteri; Perciformes; Cyclopteridae. The transcript has 5 exons. Gene Ontology annotation, biological process: tyrosyl-tRNA aminoacylation. Gene Ontology annotation, molecular function: ATP binding; tyrosine-tRNA ligase activity; RNA binding. Gene Ontology annotation, cellular component: mitochondrion; cytosol. The record is from RefSeq and is a predicted model, not a curated record. Bases 18 to 1460 code for a protein of 480 amino acids.